UGUACCUGCCGAACUAUGAUGUCAUUCGAGGUAUUAGCACUUUGCGUGGGAGCAACGUACGCUGCGUCGACUGUGGCACGCACUGCCACCGGUAACGACUACGAAGCGCCCAUCCUCCGAUCAGAGUCUGACGUCAAUGCUGAGGGAUUCAACUAUAUCUAUGAAACUGGCAAUGGUAUCUCCGCUCAAGCCCAUGGAGCCCUGAAGAAGGUUGACAACCAAGACGUUAUUAGUAUUCAAGGCGAAUAUCAGUACCAAGCUCCAGACGGUACUAACGUCAGAUUCAGCUAUGUAGCUGACGAAAAUGGAUACCAGCCACAGAGUGACCUCCUGCCUGUAGCUCCAGAGAUCCCAGCAGCCAUCGUUCGUUCUCUAGAGUACAUUGCUGCUCAUCCACCAGCAGUGGAACAUCACGCCAAAAAAUUUUAUUAGUGACGGUGCAACGGACAAAAGCUUAACAAAACAAAUCGCUAGAGAUGUUUAUAGAUCGUUUAUUUUAUUGUAUAUUACAAUUAUGUGUGCCAAACCUUUCGUUAUUUGUUUCAUUUAUC
Hyposmocoma kahamanoa is the source of this 551-nucleotide messenger RNA. Its product is annotated as larval cuticle protein LCP-17-like. The record is from RefSeq and is a predicted model, not a curated record. Gene Ontology annotation, molecular function: structural constituent of chitin-based larval cuticle. Gene Ontology annotation, cellular component: chitin-based extracellular matrix. The coding region runs from base 16 to 432 and encodes 138 amino acids. The transcript is spliced from 5 exons. Lineage: Eukaryota; Metazoa; Arthropoda; Insecta; Lepidoptera; Cosmopterigidae.